Lachancea meyersii CBS 8951 is the source of this 2865-nucleotide messenger RNA. NCBI's taxonomy places the organism in Eukaryota, Fungi, Ascomycota, Saccharomycetes, Saccharomycetales, Saccharomycetaceae. The record is from the annotation of a GenBank genome assembly.
AUGUUCUCUAGGUACUUGCGCUCACUUUGUCGCUUCCGAAAGACGAGCGUGAGCAUUCUUUUGGUGGUUACUUACGCCGUUAUUGGUGCAUUAUACGUCUGGGACCGAAUAAAAUAUCAGUAUAACGGACCGCUCGAAAAGAGCGAGCAAUUGCUGCUGGACGAUGGAUGGCUUUCUCUUCAAGAGAUAUCUCAAAGUCCGCAUGAAUACAUUUCGAAGCAGAACGAUAUUGUGCACGACUACAUUUUGCACAAAGUUGAGUCACUGACAGAUAAGAUACCAUAUGCAGAAGUUUCGGACGACUACAGGAACAAGAACAGAAUUCUGUUCAGACAACCAGAUGUGUUCAAUUCGAGCUCUCAAGAUACGCGGGUAAUUUCUUUUGAGUCUUCUAAUGUAAUGGUUAAGCUAGAGGGGUCCGACCCAAAUCUGGACGGUUUGCUUCUAUCUGCCCACUUCGACUCAGUGCCGACUGGAUUUGGAGCUACCGACGACGGAAUGGGCAUCGUUUCUCUUCUAGCGGUUCUGGAAAAAUUAUCUAAGGAGCAGCCUCGUCGUACUGUCAUUUUUAAUUUCAACAACAACGAGGAGUUCGGACUUUUAGGAUCUUCAGCAUUUUUCAACCAUCCCUGGAGCAAGCUUGUCCACUACAUUCUAAAUUUGGAAGGUGCUGGGGCAGGUGGCAAAGCCGUUCUUUUCAGAACCUCCGACACCAGUACAGCUUCCAUCUACAAAGCAGCAGUUCGCGACCAGCCCUUCGGAAACUCGAUGUACCAGCAGGCAUUCUACGAAAGAUACAUAUCAAGUGAAACGGACUAUAAAGUUUACGAACAGAAAGGACUCAGGGGAUGGGAUAUCGCGUUCUACAAACCUAGAGACUUAUACCACACCGCGAAGGACUCCAUUGCUCACACCAGCAAGGCUUCUCUAUGGCAUAUGAUGCAAGCCGCUCUACAAAUUUCAGAUUACAUGGCAAACGGGGAUGUUGUUGAUGAUCCUCAGGACCGCGUGCCUGCUGUGUACUUUGAUGUGCUUGGAUCUUACUUCGUCUCGAUAAGGGCAAAGACUCUAUUCACUACCAACUGUGUCCUGUUAGGAGUUGUACCGAUAACUCUGUUGACUUUGCAACUCAUUGCUUCGAGAAAAAAUCAUAACAAGACCAAGUCCACCGGGCUUUGGCUGAGGUUGCCCAUCAGUGUCGCGGCUUCAUAUGCCUUUAUUGCCACUGGUAGGUCGAUCCUUUUCCGCAAAAACCCUCUGAUUUUUUCGAGAGACUACCUGAGCCCGACGAUCGGUUUUUGUUCUAGCUUCAUUGCUGUAAACUAUCUGAUUUUGUCCUUCUUUGAGUUCUGGUCACCAAGUCGCGAUUUCAAGACUGUAGCGCUUAUCGAGCUGUCUUUCGCAUUUUGGAUUUGCCUGUUACUAGCAACUAUUCGCCUUUACACUGAGAAAUAUCAAGCUACUGGAUUUUACUCCUUCACGGCUAUCUAUGUCUUGACGUCAAUCAGUGCAGCCAUUGGGCUUAUUUGUGCCGCCUUCAGACCAAAACAAGUGAAGAUUGAACCUUCUCUUCCUGUGGACGAUGCUCGCGACGAUUCUGUUGGAGAUUUGUCAAACGCAGAAACAACAGCCGAGGUUCAGUCAAAUGAAGAACCUGACGAACGAGCACCUCUAUUGAAUCAUUACUCCGCCAGAAACAGUGUGGCCACGCAGCCCUCCAAGACUGACAAAAAUGACUUCAAGGCUGUUAUGAAGCAGACUUUGAAUUAUGACUGGAGUCUUCAGUUUGCAAUUUUAGUACCACUGGCCUCCAUGUUCAUGUUUACAUGUUUAUUUCAACUGCUAGAUGCGGCUAGUCAAACUUGUCAAGAUGGGUUCCAGGCAACGUGGAACGUCUCCAUGAUUUCUAUGUUGGGUGCGAUUUUUGUCGCAUUGCCCCUGUUGCCCUUUUCAUACAAGCUGAAUUACUUCGUUGCGAUGUUAAUUAUCGGCGUUUCAGCAUGCUCUGGUAUACUGUCUUACCUCAAAGAACCCUUCACGGAAAGUUCGCCCUUGAAGCUGAGGUUUUCGCAGGAAGUUCAUUUGCAUGACGAUGAUAAUUUGGCAACGGUAAAGGUUUACGGUCGUCAAGGUACUGGAAUGGGGGAAAUUCUGAGAGAUCUUCCUUCUUUGAAACGUUCAAACACCUCAGUAAGUUGUCAGUCCAAUGGUCAAGGACUGGAGACAUGCAGCUACCCUGGUCUCCUGCCAAAUAUAGUCAGUUCUCGUGCUGAAAUGAAGCCUUCUGAUGUCAUGAAGAUAGAGGUUCUUUCGAACAAUCGUAACUCGCCAACUAGAUCGCCAUACGAGCCAAUCUAUGCCGAGGUCCGUAUAAAAGCGUUGGAAAAUCGUUUGUGUACGGUUGUAUUCAACUCCUCCCGAUAUGCAGACUUCACCUUCGGUCAAUCGCCAGUCAAGCAGGUAACAGUUUUUGAGAGCAUACUUCCUGAUAAUCGGACAGCAGUCCACCUACCUAUGGUCGACGGUCUAUCAACUGACGAGGACGGUAACAGAGUUUUCAAGUGGAGUAAAGGUAUUAACUCAUUGCAAUUGCAUAAGCUUGACUUCGAGAGGAAUUAUUAUCGUAUUGGGAUUCAGUGGGUUCCUAAAAUUAUUAGCCAAGAUACAGACGAAGAAAUGACAGAUGCAUUGGGACUUCAAGUUCGUUGCUCCUGGGGUGAUUAUGACUCUGUUUCGAUUGUCAAUGACGAGCCAAAGCGCAGAGUACCUGCAUAUGACGAGUUGUUGGCAUAUUCCCCAGCUACGAUAUCCUUAGCGAAUAGGGAAGCAGGCAUGGUGAUGUUCGACGAUUACCUCGUUUUGUGA